CAGUCAGGGCAGGACAGCCAAACAGCGUUUACCUGGAACUACUGAGAUUCUGGACAUCAUGCUCUGGCCCACCAAGAAGGACCUCAAGACUGCCAUGGAGGUCUUUGCUCUUUUCCAGUGGGCCCUCAGUGCCUUUGUUAUAGCCACCACUGUGAUCCUUGUCAAUCUCUACUUGGUGGUGUUCACGUCGUACUGGCCUGUCACUGUGUUGAUGCUCACCUGGUUGGCUUUUGACUGGAAGACCCCUGAGAGAGGUGGCCGCCGGUUCACCUGUGUGAGGAGGUGGUGUCUGUGGAAACACUACAGCAAUUACUUCCCACUCAAGAUUGUGAAGACGAAAGAUAUUUCACCCAACCACAACUACAUCCUUGCCUGCCAUCCUCACGGGCUCAUGGCCCAUUCAUGUUUUGGUCACUUUGCCACUGAGACAACAGACUUUUCCAAGACCUUUCCUGGUAUCACUCCUUAUAUGCUCACACUAGGAGCCUUUUUCUGGGUGCCUUUCCUCAGAGAGUAUGUAAUGUCUACAGGGUCCUGCUCUGUGAGUCAAUCUUCCAUGGACUUUCUGCUUACCCAGAAGGGCACAGGCAACAUGCUUGUUGUCGUAGUUGGUGGCCUGGCUGAGUGUAAAUACAGCAUGCCGGGCUCUACCACCCUGUUCCUGAAGAAUCGGCAAGGCUUUGUGCGCAUAGCCCUUCGACAUGGGGUGUCUCUAAUCCCUGCUUAUGCCUUUGGAGAGGCAGACCUCUACAAACAGCACAUUUUCACUCCUGGGAGCCUUAUCAAUCGCUUCCAGAAGUGGUUCCAGAAGAUGGUACACAUCUACCCCUGUGCUUUCUAUGGGCGUGGCUUCACCAAGAACUCCUGGGGCCUUCUGCCCUAUUCUCAGCCAGUAACCACUAUUGUCGGGGAACCUCUACCAUUGCCCAAGAUUGAGAAUCCAAGCAAGGAGACUGUGACCAAAUACCACACACUCUAUAUUGAUGCCCUACGCAAAUUGUUUGAUCAGCAUAAGACCAAGUUUGGCAUCUCAGAGACCCAGGAGCUGGUGAUAAUUUGAAAGGCAUUCCCUUGACUGGAGGCAUGGAGCCCAUGACAACAGGCCAAAGUGAACUACGGAGCUUCACUUCUGACUUGACCAGUCCUCACUGGAGGGAGGUGGUGGUGUGUGUCCAUGUGGUUGUUUCUGUGCCCAUCCUUUUCCACCUCCAUCUCUUAGUCUUAGUAUUUGUCCUUUCCCCAGGAGACAGAGAAGACCCUAGGCAGAGGUCCACUCAAGUCACUGGAGGUUCAUGAAAGCAUUAGCAGCAAGGAAACCUGUGGGUAGAAUA
Molecule: messenger RNA, 1331 nt
Organism: Apodemus sylvaticus (European woodmouse)
Lineage: Eukaryota; Metazoa; Chordata; Mammalia; Rodentia; Muridae
Gene: Awat2
Product: acyl-CoA wax alcohol acyltransferase 2
Exons: 7
Coding region: 59-1060 (333 amino acids)
Biological process (GO): lipid metabolic process
Cellular component (GO): endoplasmic reticulum membrane
Molecular function (GO): retinol O-fatty-acyltransferase activity
Source: RefSeq, a predicted model, not a curated record